AUAGCACACUCUUCAGGCCGUUCACUUGGAGAGCGCGCAGGGGGCGGUGUCAGUGCUUUAGGUUGUGUGUGGCGUUUUCAGACUACAUUACUGAUUAGCUUUUUCAUUUUAUCACCGAAAUGCCUCUUCGUGUGAAGGCGUUCAUUUUUCUCACCUAAGCGACACGUUUCCUUUUUUUUUUUUAGGGCAAGGAGACGCUUGACGCUUUGGGCGGGGAUUUACCAGAGUCAACGGGAAGUGAAAGAAAGUUUUUUUGUGUGUUGGUUUUAUUUUCUAGUGAAGUGUGUCCAACUGAGAAAAAAUACAACUAAUAAAAAGUUCGACGUCGUCGCAGAAACCAUUUUAUACUUAAGUACAACGAGAAACACCCGGAGGAACCCAGCUUUAAAGAUGGAAUGGCUGUCAGCUUUUAAUGUUUUUAUGUUUAUACUUUUCAGCUUACAGGUGAAUGCUCAGAAUGGUGUCAUGCAGGUUUCUGAAAUGGGAUCUCUUGAUGAACAAAACUACUGUUUUGUCUACAACUCUAACUGGACACCUAUUCCUCCUACCUUUAACAGCUCUUUGCGCAUCUUCACUUCAACUUAUCUGUGUAAGGAAGAUGAUAUCCCUGUUGUAGUGAAGGGCCUUGCCAUCUUGGUGAUGAGAAAGAAUUGUUCAUUUUCUGAAAAGGCCAUCAUUGCCCAGAAAAAAGAAGCUACUGCCUUAGUGAUUGCAUCAGAACAAGAACUGAAUAUUCCAUCAGGAAAUUCAAGUACCUUGGACAAAGUUAAUAUUCCAGUUGUUCUUGUUAAAUACACAGAUGUGCAGGCUUUGGAGCAGCAUUUCAAAGGAAACCUGACAGUGAAGCUUUCUGUCCCUGUUGCGCCUUUGUUUGACAGCAGCAUAGUGGUGCUCUUUCUAAUUGGUGUUCUUACUGUGGCUCUUGGAGGCUACUGGAGUGGUGCAGCAGAACGUAAUGAAAUGGAUUCUCAGACUGCUUUAGAAGGAGAUGGAAGGAGAACAGAAAAGAGCGAUGUCCUUAUAUUUUCACCUCUUAAAAUAGUGGUGUUUGUGGGAAUCAUGUGUGGAAUGCUGCUUUUACUAUACUACUUCUACAGGUUUCUAGUUUAUUUGAUUAUUUGUAUUUUCUGCAUUGCUUCUGCUAUGGCCUUAUUCCACUGUUUAUCUGUGCUCCUUGAGAAGGUACCAUACGGGAGAUGCAGUUUCUCAUGCAGAAGCAAAACGGUUGAGAUAAGAAUGAUUUUACUUGGUGCAGCUUGUAUCACGUUAUCUGUAAUAUGGGCCGUGUAUCGCAAUGAAGAUAGCUGGGUUUGGAUUUUGCAGGAUUUUUUGGGAGUUGCCUUUUGCCUUAAUUUUCUAAGAGUCAUAAAAAUCUCAAGUUUCAAGCUGCAUGUUAUAUUACUCAGCCUCCUGCUUGUUUAUGAUGUAUUCUUUGUUUUCAUUACUCCAUUUCUAACGAAAAGUGGAGAGAGCAUUAUGAUAGACGUUGCUUCAGGCGGAGGAUCCAGUGACGAAAAGAAUGGUGGAAGUGUUCUUCAAGGCCUCCCAGACUCAACAUCUCGGAGAGAGAAACUGCCAGUUUUAAUGAGGGUCCCUCGGCUCAAUGAUCCUGCUCCGAAUGUUUGUGGGAUUCAGUUUUCUAUUCUUGGAUAUGGAGACAUCAUUGUACCAGGCCUUCUGGUGGCAUAUUGUCACCGGUUUGAUAUAUGGGUCAACAACUCUUCUAGAAUCUACUUUAUAUCCUGCACAAUAGCCUAUGCCUUUGGAAUGGGGCUGACACUGCUGGUUCUACUCCUGACAAAGAUGGGACAGCCAGCACUUCUGUAUCUGGUGCCAUGUACUCUGAUCACCAGUUCUAUUGUUGCCUGGAGAUGUAAGCAAAUGAGGCAGUUUUGGGUAGGAAGCAAUUAUGAGGUUUUGGACUCCACAAGGGAACCUUUAUUACAAGGUGGCAAAGAUCCCUGAAGAGACCCCAGCUGAGAACUGACUGAAGUUCCCCUGCCAAGUUCCUCAACAGUUACAGGGAGCAUCAAUCUUAAAUUACCUUAGGCUACUUCAUUUUAAUUUUUCUGUAAAUUUAACUAUGUUUUUGUUGAUUUAGAAAAAUAUUUAUUUGAAGAUUUAUAGAUCUCUAACACAUGGUUUCAGCUUUCCAUACAAUGUCCCAGCCAUAUUCCACUAAAGAUUGCUUAAAAUCACCCUGUCCUUUCACACUGUAAUUUUUUUUUUUUAAUUAGUUUCUUUACAGCUGCUUUUUCACACAAGUAUGACUUUAGCGCUGGAACUUCUUUACAUUUACAAUUUAAUUUUUUUUUAACAAUACAGUUGUUUUCAUGAUUAAAUAUUAUUUUCCUGUACUGUAUGAACCUUAAAGCAAACAUUGCCAAACGUUAAUAUCUGCAGCCUUCAUUGUAAGGCUACUUGGCCAUACUGGGUGUCGUGGCUAUACAGUUAUACAUAGUAAUUGUUUUCGAAUUUAUUAAAGGGUGAAAUAAUGCUUUUUAUAACUGUUAACUAUGCAAAUGAUUUGGUUUUGUUUUUAAAUGUAUUUUUUUAAGCUUGAAAGAUUGCUUCUAGAACAGCAUUUAAAUUGAUAUAUUUUUAUGCAACAUUGAAAAUAACGAUCAAACUGGCUGGAACUUUUAGUGCAAUAACAAGGUUUAUAUGUAUUUGGGAACUUGGUUUUGAUUCUACUUAGGAUUAUAUCCUUUUGUUUUUGUCAUAAAGGCUUUUAUAAAGCCUAAAUCAAAUCUGUGAUGGUGCAUGUUUUAUUAAUGCCUUACUGGACUGAUAGAAUCAAGUCUUUUUUUACCCAUGCCCAAUCCAUUGCAUCUUCCAGUGUUCAAGGUACAGUAAACCCCAAGAACUUUUUUACAGUAAAACCCAGGAAUUUUUUUUAGUAUUUGUGCUGGCUAUCCUUGACCUUUCGUUAUCAUUAAAUAAAAUAAUACAUUAAAUAUGCUGUAACUUUUGUACAGUGUAUGAUCGUCAUUUUUAAUGUAUCUUAUCAUUUUCCAAGAAAUUUGCUGAACUGUUUUACUUUCAGGAAACCGGGGCUAGAGUAAAUAAUGUAUGUAACAAAAUUAACAUCAAAUGUAUAAAUGUUAAUUAAUAUUGUGUGUUACACUCGUGACUUUACACAGUCGAUACCUUUGAUUAAAAAAUGAUACAAUGUGA
Erpetoichthys calabaricus (reedfish) is the source of this 3177-nucleotide messenger RNA. RefSeq lists its product as uncharacterized. The coding region runs from base 391 to 1965 and encodes 524 amino acids. NCBI's taxonomy places the organism in Eukaryota, Metazoa, Chordata, Cladistia, Polypteriformes, Polypteridae. Gene Ontology annotation, biological process: membrane protein proteolysis. Gene Ontology annotation, molecular function: aspartic endopeptidase activity, intramembrane cleaving. The record is from RefSeq and is a predicted model, not a curated record. The transcript has 17 exons. Gene Ontology annotation, cellular component: lysosomal membrane; cytoplasmic side of endoplasmic reticulum membrane; lumenal side of endoplasmic reticulum membrane.